AUGGUAGUGCCACUGGUAAUCACUAUUGAAAAUGGAGUUGCUGCUGGCAUUGAUGCCAACAAGCGCUGGCAAAAGCAUGAUCUCAAGGGUUUCAACCAGUUAGGCAAGGGCUUCUCGGGAGUCCGUAUCUACCUCCAUCCUUACUUGGAACUUCCUUUUUCCCUCCAACGCUGCCCCCAGACUCUGCUAAUGGCCACCUUGGCAAAAGAGCAUCUGCUGGCCUCGCAAAAAGGUGGAAGGCUCUCGGCUGACUUUGGUAGAAAGCUGGCUCUGGUCUCCACAGAAAGUUCACUUGGUUUUGUCAUAAGGCACCUUCAUGAAAAAAAUAUUCUCCACUUUUCCAUACAUCAUUCCCACUUUAUAUUGCUGCUAAUGACUCUGAUGCUGCUAAUUCUGAAUUUAUAUCAUAUAACGUAUGAUAAACUUCAGGUUAUUGGAUCUGAUUCCAAAUGGAAGUUUAAUCACACCAUAGGGCAGAAAGUGGAAACCAGGAAUCUCCAUUGGACUGACAGGCUGGUGCAAUAUGGCUAUCAGAAUCACAGCUUCACCCCUGAAGAAAGGUCAGAGGGAACGUUCCUUAUGAAAAUGAUCGAAUGGCCAAAACCACCCAACUCUUCUGUGCCCUUUCAGAAAAGCAGCAAACCAGCCUGUGUUGGCUUUGUAAUUUUAAAUUCUGCAAAGACUUUCUAUGUGGGAGAUCAGUUACAAGUGAUGCUGCAGAUGUAUGAUUUUGAAGGUCACCCAAAGCGAUAUGGAGGUGACUAUCUCCAAGCUCGGAUCCACAGCCCAGCUUUAAAAGCUCGUUCAGCAGGAACGGUUAUAGACAACGAAAAUGGAUUUUACUAUAUCAAUUUUAAUUUAUCUUGGCCAGGGAAAGUUGAAGUUUUUGUUUUAUUAGUUCAUCCCAGUGAAGGGAUCCAAGCACUUGAAAGACUACGUGAGGAAUGGCCGGAAAGAGUGUAUUUAAAAAGUACCUUCAAAUAUCAUGGUGCUGCCUCUGAGAUCAGUGUGUGUAAUCUUUGUUUGUCUCAAUCUCAACCACUCUGUAACUUUACUGAUCCCAGGACUGGGGAGCCCUGGUUCUGUUACAAACCAAAGAAGCUUCCCUGCUAUGCUCGUAUCAACUAUUUUAAAGGAGGUUAUGAGAAAAAUCUCUUAAUUGGAGAAGAGAGCCGUUAUUUCCAAAGUAAUGUCAAUAUCAAGAAGCCCAUAUUACCCAGAGCACCAGGGUAUGUAAUGGUGGAACCUUCACCUCAACCAACUCCGGCUCUUGGAGAAUGUGUCCGGGGACAGCCCAUGGUGUCACCAUCUGGCUUUUAUUAUCAGGACCAGUGGAUGUCAACGACCUGCAAUAUUCACCGUUUUGACACUCCUGCAAAAAUUAAAGAAUGCCUCCGUAGAAAAAUUGUCUGCUUGCUUGGAGAUUCCACCAUGCGACAGUGGUUUGAGUAUUUGACUCAAUUUGUCCCAGAUCUCAAGAUAUUGGACCUUGGAAAUCCUGUAAAGGUGGGCCCCCAUCUUGCUGUGAACUUGGAGAACAACAUUGUGGUAGAAUAUCGCCCUCAUGGUCCUCCGAUCCAAUUCAACUCCAUUGCAAGCCAGCACCUGCAACUCAUUUCAAAUAAACUGGACGAGAUUACAGGAGGGAAAAACACAGUGAUAGCCAUUACCUUAACGGUCCAUUUCACCCCUUUUCCUGUCAAAGUCUACAUUCGGAGAAUACAGAAUGUCAGGAGGUCAAUUCUACAGCUACUUGACAGGAAUUCAGAUACACUGAUUGUAAUAAAGACGGCCAAUGUGCGGGAAUAGCCCCCACAGAUCAUUACCUAUUACAGUGAUUGGUACGCUUAUCAGAUUGAUUCAGUGAUGAGGAAGAUGUUCACAGGCAUCAAUGUGGUAUUUGUAGAUGCCUGGGAGAUGACAAUAGCACGUUACCUUCCUCACAAUAUACAUCCCAGCAACAUUAUUAUAAAGAAUGAAAUAGAUGUGUUUCUUUUAUAGGUGUGCCCCUCUAUA
This is a messenger RNA of Rhincodon typus (whale shark), 2016 nucleotides long. RefSeq names its product NXPE family member 3-like. The record is from RefSeq and is a predicted model, not a curated record. Lineage: Eukaryota; Metazoa; Chordata; Chondrichthyes; Orectolobiformes; Rhincodontidae.